Zingiber officinale is the source of this 1889-nucleotide messenger RNA. RefSeq names its product protein ALP1-like. The transcript is spliced from 2 exons. The coding region runs from base 523 to 1668 and encodes 381 amino acids. NCBI's taxonomy places the organism in Eukaryota, Viridiplantae, Streptophyta, Magnoliopsida, Zingiberales, Zingiberaceae. The record is from RefSeq and is a predicted model, not a curated record.
UAUCACUCCUAUAACCAAACUCUGGUUCGUGGAUUACACUCCCUGAAUCCGUUCCAAUUCCUCAAAAAUUAAAGGCCAUCGUCUCCCAAUCGAUUCUCUCGUUCGAUCCAAUCUUAAAAAACAAAGAAAAAGGUUCUGCUCGUGAUUCAAGAAUCGAUCACCAUGACCUAGCUUUGCGAUUUGUGUAGUGCUGCAUGAAGUGCUUGGAGGUGGCUCAGAAGCUCUGCAGUGACUCGUCAAACCAACAAACUAUUCCUCGAGGUAAUACACAAACCAAUCUCGAACUCGAUCUCAAUCCGUGGAACCAUCCUCUUGUGCAUGCCAUGGAUGAGCAGAAGCACGAGCAGUAGCAACACUCCCCAACCACAACAUUCUCUCUCCCACCACUAAUCCUCCUCCUUUACUCCUCUCCUGCUUCAUAUAUAUCCACGCUUGCAUGCCUUCUCCAAACUCGGCCUUUUGAUUUCUUUUGGUGUUCGGAAUCGCUGAUCUCUUGUCGGCGAGUUUGCUGAGUUCUCGGUGAUGGGACCGGUGAGGGGGUCGAGGCGGAGGAAGAGGGCCGACAAGAGCGCGGCGGCGGCGGCUGGAGUCCAGGGAAGCGGCGACUGGUGGGUUGACUUCUCGGCGAGGAUUGCAGGGCACUUGUCCAUACCAGAAGAACCAAUAAACUUUGAGUCAAUUUUCAAGGUAUCAAGGAAGACGUUCGACUACAUAUGCUCAUUGGUCAGGGAUGAGCUCAUGGCAAAAGUAUCACAUUUAGCUUUUUCAGAUGGAAAAAUAUUAUCUGUGGAAGAUCAAGUUGCCGUCGCUUUGAGAAGAUUAAACUCUGGGGAGUCUCUAUUAAAUAUCGGAGUAUCGUUUGGGAUAAAUCACUCAACUGUUUCCCAGGUGACAUGGCGGUUUGUGGAAGCCAUGGAAGAGAGAGGGAUCCAACAUCUCAAAUGGCCCAACUGCCAUGAAAUAGAAAUUAGUAAGUACAAGUUUCACACACUUUGGGGUUUGCCAAACUGUUGCGGGGCCAUUGACACCACCCAUAUCAUGAUGUGUCUUCCGUCGGUGGACACUUCUAGCAAAGUAUGGAUCGAUCAUGAACGGAAACACAGUAUGAUAUUGCAGGCCAUCAUUGAUCCUGAUAUGAGAUUCCGAGACAUAGUCACUGGUUGGCCUGGGAGCAUGAAUGAACCGCCAGUGUUAUGCAGUUCAGGCUUUUUCAAAAUGUGCGAGAAAGGUACAAGACUGAAUGGUGAGCAAGUGAAGCUUGGCAAUGGCGUAGAAGUGAGGGAGUACAUAAUUGGAGACUCAGGAUUUCCCCUUCUUCCUUGGCUUAUAACUCCGUACCAGGGCAAGGAUCUUUCAAAUGCUGAAAUUGAAUUCAAUAAAAUACAUUUCGCAGCCAGGGGGGUGGCACAAAGGGCAUUGGCAAGGCUGAAAGAUACGUGGAGGAUCAUUCAGGGUGAGAUGUGGAGACCCGAUAAGCAUCGACUGCCAAGAAUAAUCCUCGUUUGCUGCUUGCUGCAUAACAUUGUCAUCGACAUAGAAAAUGAGGUGAGGGAUGAGAUGCCCUUGUUACAAGAACAUGAUACAAGUUACAAGCAACAAUUUUGCGACACAACUGACAAUGAAGGCAUCAUACUAAGAGACAAACUGGCUGAGUAUCUUUCUGGUUGACUGUCACUUUGAAACAAAUACCGAUCUACUUUCAUCCUCAUUUGUCUUGGCAUCAAUUGUAUCAUUCGAGUGAAGCUUUGCAGGUGUUAGUAUUCAUUGAUAUUGAAGAGAGUACAAUUAUUCUGAUCACCAUUGCUCCGUGAAUGCUAUGUAUCAUCUGCUGGAAGCAUCGACUUACGAGUUUUCGUCAAAUAAAGACAUGUUUUCAUUUGCAUUUUAAA